UUUUAAUUGGAUACCGUCAACGUAACGUCCAGUUGCUUAUUAGACGCUACACGGGACGGUCACGUAGCUUUUCGAAGGGGCUUUCUAACCGCCUUUCUAAUUUCAAAUUGUACCGGUUAAUCUAAAAUGCAUCAAGAUGAUAGCUAAACUUAUUUUCAUUACGAAAGUGGAAGUCGUAGCAUUAUUCUUCGAGCCUAAUCAUCCUAAACGCUUCUUCAAGUACAGUUGACCAUAAUUACCAUCCGUUCCGUGUUCUAUUCGGUGCGGACUAUCAACCAGUUCAAAGUUAGUAUUACUGUGACGCAAAAUUUUAUUUCUCCUUAAUGUGCAUUAUAAUUCGUUUUUGUGGAAAAUCGAAGUGUGUUUUGCUCUGUUCGACGUAAGGACAUCCAAAGUGGACGUUUUGGAAGCAAAUUCCUCGAAAAACUAUCGGCAUUUUGCAACAAAAAACAACUACUAAAAACACAACAUAAAUUCACAUGGACUUGCGGACUUUUUAGAAUUAAAAAUAAACUGUGAAAUAUUUUUAAAAAUCGGCAGAAAAACAAACAGACUGUCUUAAACGUUGAUCUACCUACAUUUUGAAAACAAAGGAUUUCGAAGAUGGACCGGCCGAAAUAUCCCCGAAUCCACUCUUAUGGGAGCAUGAGUUCAGCACGAAGCGAUGAUGAUAUGACAGUCCACAGCCAGCUGUUCCCUUAUCCGAAAAAAAUGAUCGUGCAGAGAGAGAUACUUUAUGAAGAGGAGCAUCCGCCUUUUCAGCCGCUCUUCGCCACCACUAGGGUUUUCGGAAAAGCAAGAUGCACAUGUCUGCUCUUCAUGUACGUGGCGUUCUACAUCGCCUACUUGGUGACCGGAGCUUUGGUAUUCACUGCCCUGGAGACCCCGAUGGAGAACCAGGUCCUCUUGGAUGUGAUUCGCGCAAAACAGGACUUCAUGCUGAAAUAUCCGGCGGUUGUGGAUGAUGAUUUGGAGACGUUACUGGACGAAGUGGUUCGGGCCAACAACCGCGGCGUAUCUGCAUCUCGCAAUGUCAGCGGUGGACCCAACUGGAGCUUCGGACAGUCGCUGUUCUUCUCUUCGACUGUAGUCACUACCAUCGGCUACGGCCACGUGACGCCGCUGUCCAAGCCCGGCAAGCUGUUCUGCAUGGUGUACGCGCUGCUGGGAAUCCCGCUGACACUGGUGCUGCUGUCAGCGCUGGUGGAGCGUCUGCUGCUACCAGCAACAGCUCUGCUGCGAUCGCUGAACGCCGCGUUGGGCCAUCUGUACCGCCCCUUCACCAUACGCUUGGUGCAUCUGAUGAUCAUAGUGACGUUUCUGGUGGUAUUCUUCCUGCUUCUCCCUGCGGCGGCUUUCGACGCCCUGGAGCCCGAGUGGGACUACCUGGACUCGUUCUACUACUGCUUCAUAUCGCUCACCACCAUCGGCCUCGGAGACUACAUCCCCGGGGACUCCCCCGGCCAGCCCUACCGCCCCGUCUACAAAGUUGCCGCGACCUUUUACCUGAUUAUCGGACUAACCUUUUUGAUGCUUACACUGACAGUGUUCUAUGACAUCCCUCAAUUGAAUCUCAGCACGGUUUUCUCUUCGAUGAAGCUUGACGAAGAUCCCGAGAAAAUGCGUUUAAGCGGUUCCGGUGUGAUGGGCCCUGGCUACGGUAUUGGAGGAUUGGUGAUGAGGGAUGACUACCAUCAUCAUGACCAGCGCCGCUCCGUGGUUCACAUCAGACCACAUUUGGAUGACAGCCCCAGCCCCGAAGACACGACGCCAGUCCAUGCCAGGGAUCUUCGGGUUCACUAAGGAGCUUCAAAACACUGACCACCUAAAAUUUAUUUUCGUUUUUAACAACUAUGUUCCAACAGAGUAAAAUGCACUAAAGAUUGUCAGCCAACUUUCGUAAUUAGUAUGCAAGUUUAAAAAAAUACGAAUUGAUGUGACGUCUUGUUUUUAAUAGACGAUAAGUUCAGGGUGUCUAGAAAUAUUAAAGUAGAAAUAGAAAUAUAUACUCUAUCGAUAGCGUAAUGUUGUGUCUAUCAAUAUUAUUUCUGUUCAAGUAGUUUAAAAAAUGUAUUAAAGCAAAAAUUAUAUUAUUAGAUGUCUGUGUAAAAACACUUGCAUUGAUAGUUUUAGCGUUGUGGGUAUUUAUUACGAAACGUAGUUUUCUUUAAUCGCAUCCUAAUUGUAUUUACGUAAAAUAAAAACUAAUAAUUUGCAUGUAACUACUACUUUUAGAUGUUUAAAAAAUUCCGUAGAAGCAUGGGAUAAUAUUAUUAUAUGUACCUAUUUUAAUAAAAACCAAUUAAAUAUUUAGUUUGUAUUCACGGGAGUCCUAAUUUGCUUAUUUUCCUAAGAAUUAUUCUCAAUCUCAAGUAAAUGGCAUCGUAUUUUUGCCAUUUUUUAAUAUAUUGGAGUGGAAAGAGGCGAAGAACAUACAAGCCCUGCAUUAACAAGCGCUUACUUCUCCAAAUAUAUCAUAAUUUAAAAAAAUAUAAAAAAAAAUGUGAAUGAAUAUCAUUAGCACUAACUUCUAUUUUUUAUUGUCAGCCGUCCUUUAAGCAUUUUUUAACGCAUUAUUUUGUGCACAAUCUUAUUUUAUUAUAUAAAUCGAACUUAGUUCGUUAAAAGACUGAGGGGGUUUUCAAAUUUUCUCACUUUUCUAUUUCAAUAUAUAUAUAUAUAUAUAUAGAUUUCUAUUGAAAACUAUAUAAAAUAAAAAAUAUCAAUUUUAUAGAAUAAAUUUAAUACAAACAGACUGAAAAACAUGUCCCUCUGCAUAUAUUGUAUACGUUAAUAAAAUUUAAAAUCUAAAUUGGCGGCAUAUCAAGUUAGAGUCGAUUCAAAGAAAUUCUUCAGCUCCUAUGACUGCACAGAACAAGUUGUCGAUAUUUAUAUUAAAAACAUAAAAGGGAAAUUUAUUCAACUUCUUACUAUAUGGCUUUUGGGCCUUGGACCUACGCAUGCAAUGUGUGUGACUGUUAAACAUCAAAUGAUUUGCAUGUACAUUCCCCUUUAAUUGUUUUUUUCGUUGUUGCAUCUAAGCUAGUGUUAUAUUUAUUUUUAGAAUAUAAAAAUUAUGUCUAUACAUGUUGAUGUUUUCGAUGUUUAUUAGAAAAAUAACUUUUGUAAACUAUAGCAGAAAAAUAAUAUGUAGAAAAUGAAAUUAGAUGUCCUUAAAAUAUUACUAUCCAAAUAACUAUGUUAAAUUAAUUGAUGUGGCGAUCAUUUCACAACGACCUUGAUAGCAAAAUCAAUAUGGUGUACAAAAUGCGCAACUUCUUUUGGUGUUACCUCAACAAUAAAUAUAAAAGUCAAUAAUAUAAAACCUUUUCUAAUUAUGACGCUGCACUGAUCGCUAAUGUAAUGGCGGUCAGUGCUCACGGGAAAGAUUAAUUUCACAGCAUUUUUUUUAAUCAAAACUAUUUACGAUAUAAACAAUAAUUGUAUAAUGUUAUUGAAAUAUGACAAUAUAGCUUAAAGCAGUUUAGACACAGCUAUAUAAAUUAUAAUGUAUUUUAUUUUGGCUUUGAUAGGAACUUUUAUAGUAAUAUUAAGUUAUAAUAAAUAUAAGAUUGCUGAAUAUUGUUUAACAUUAAUCUUAAUCAAUAAUCAAAGAUGCAUAAAAUUCUACAAACAUAAUUCAUUAUAAUUGCUCGAAAUAUUCAUAUAUUUUUAGCUGUAUGUUUGUAACAAACAUACAGCUCAACCUACUUUAGGCUAUGUUCGACUCAACCUACUUUAGGCUAAAGAUAGCUGCAUGGUCUGGAAAACACAAUGAAAUCAGACAAAGGUUACUUUUUAUCCCGAGAAAACCUCGCCUCGACGUUUUGGAUUCAUAAUCUUAUUUAUUAUUUGGAAUGAAAUGUUUACGGUAUUCAGCAAUUAUUACAGGGAACAUUGUAUUGAAACUAGCAUGUUUUACCAAAAUCAAUAACAUAUUACUUAAUCAUUAUCAACACAAAUAAAUAUAGUAUACUAUAAAUACAUAUAAUGUAUCUAAGUAGAUAUUUAUAUCUUGAUAAAAUUUUAGAUCAAUAGGAUAAAACAUAUUAUAUACAAAUUGUAUCUGUCGAUAAAACACAAAAUGUCUUUAAUGGUAUUAACUGCAUAUUAUUAUGAAUGUAAUUGUAUCCGAUGCAAUUCUUAAAUAAAAGAAAACAAAUUAAA
This is a messenger RNA of Pararge aegeria (speckled wood butterfly), 4167 nucleotides long. RefSeq names its product potassium channel subfamily K member 1-like. Gene Ontology annotation, molecular function: potassium ion leak channel activity. NCBI's taxonomy places the organism in Eukaryota, Metazoa, Arthropoda, Insecta, Lepidoptera, Nymphalidae. The transcript is spliced from 5 exons. The record is from RefSeq and is a predicted model, not a curated record. Gene Ontology annotation, cellular component: membrane. The coding region runs from base 604 to 1803 and encodes 399 amino acids. Gene Ontology annotation, biological process: potassium ion transmembrane transport; stabilization of membrane potential.